UCUCUCUCUCUCUCUCAUAUUUUCCUUCCUUCCUCCUCCAUAUAAGCAAUCCCUCGCCCUCGCUAACCUGUUAAGUUAUUCCACUCGAUCGAUAACCAUGCGAGCUUCUAGCCGGUUCAAGUCGGUCUUUCUCGAGCAAAUGCUAAUGGGCUUCCAACUAUCUGGCUUUCCAUGCAGGACCAUGAGUCUCCGAGCGAGAAUGCACGCCAUCAAGCUCUCGGCCGACGUCGCCAUGGCCGUCGCAAGAGGCAGCAGGAGAUGGACACAUGGCCUCAUCGCACAUCUGUCCAAGAAAGAAGACAACAAGUCCUUUCUCAAGUGUAUCCUCGGGAAGCAGUAUGAGAGGCUAACCAUGCCAUGUUAUAGCUCGUGGAAGAUCCAAAGAUGCAAGACGAUCUUGCGAAGGAGCUUCAGAGAGCGUUUCGGGAAGCAGAAGCCUGCGCAGGCAUGUACUCUCGCGAGGAGUUUGGUGAAGAAGAGGGCGCAAGUACUCAAACGACUCGUGCCAGGCGGCAAGGCCAUGGACGGCUACUCCUUGUUGGAUGAAACGAUGGACUACGUCGUCUGUCUUCAAGCUCAGGUUGAUCUCAUGCGGCACCUUCUCAGAGCCUUUGAAGCCUCGAAGCUCAGAGCUCAGACCAAAGGCACGUCGUCGCAAGGAAGAAAAAGUAUCAAGGAUGAGACAGAUGGGAACAAGAAAGAUCUCAUCGAGCUGUGCAUGCAUCUGUCAGACAACGCAUAGGAAGUGUGUUCAUUUCUCUGAGGAUUAAUUACUCUCUAAGUGAAGGUCAAAACUGCUGAAGGAGGUCGUGUAUGAAUGAAUACUCUUCUUCAUGUCCAAGUCCGAGAGGCUUUAGUCUUUACCUACUGGUAAUGUCAAUGUGACCCACCCAACUAUUGGAAUUAUGAGGAUUAAAUGAUUAUUAA
Musa acuminata AAA Group (dessert banana) is the source of this 927-nucleotide messenger RNA. Its product is annotated as transcription factor IBH1-like 1. The coding region runs from base 98 to 742 and encodes 214 amino acids. Gene Ontology annotation, biological process: regulation of DNA-templated transcription. Gene Ontology annotation, molecular function: protein dimerization activity. The record is from RefSeq and is a predicted model, not a curated record. Lineage: Eukaryota; Viridiplantae; Streptophyta; Magnoliopsida; Zingiberales; Musaceae. The transcript has 2 exons.